This is a messenger RNA of Somion occarium, 1865 nucleotides long. The record is from the annotation of a GenBank genome assembly. NCBI's taxonomy places the organism in Eukaryota, Fungi, Basidiomycota, Agaricomycetes, Polyporales, Cerrenaceae.
GUACCCGCCCGGUCUAUCGGGGAAGAUAUAUGUUGCUCGUUGAACAUUUGAAUCGUCUCUCCUCGCUGCGCACGUUUGUUUGCAUUCUGAACGGCCAGACCACUUCUUAUUAUUCCCGUCCGUUGUAGAGUUCUGACGGUAUUGGACGGUGUCUACGUAUCCAGCCGACGUGUCGCCCUGCCAGUUUGCCCACGAUAAUCCCGAACCAUCUUAUUUAUGCUUGCUAGACCAAUAUCUGUUUGGGCCCAUCACAGCUCACACUGCGUUUCCCUUCUCCCUAUACCCGCGAUACCAACAUCUUCAUUGGGUAGCAGAACACUCUCCGCGAACAGUUGCAGUCGUCGUGGACUGGUGUCUAUAUUCACACAGUCCAACCCUGUCCGGCUACCGAAAUCGAAUGCAAUGACAGCCGUUCUAACUCGCCGCAUGAAGUCCAGCCAAGCGAAAGGCAAAGAACCGGAGAAAGCGAGCGUGACGUCUAACCAUGAUCACCACGAGCAUGAUGAGCAUGGUCGUGAACAACACCCUGGCCACUCUCAUUCCCACUCGCUCUUCGGUUUGGGUCACAAACAUGAACCUGGUGAAGACGGUCAUGUACAGAAUCCGGAGCAGAUUGUUGAAGCUUUGAAGGGUGGAGGUACGUAGUUCACCUCUUGUGAUCGAGGCAGCCGUAUUACCGUCAUUGGUUUGGUGUCGAAUGUCGGCUUGACUGCUGCCAAAGGUGCAGCAGGAUGGUACAUGAAUUCUGCCUCGCUGUUGGCAGAUGCCGGUCAUUCUCUCGGUGACUUGGUGGGAGAUUUCGUCACUCUUAUCUGCUGGAAGCUUUCACGAAUGCCGCCAUCAGAACGAUACCCAUACGGGUUCGGCAAGUUCGAAGUCAUUGGAACGACCACCGUGUCACUGCUUCUGACAGGCGGAGCAAUCGCGUUCGGACUUCAUUCAUUCGGUCUCUUAAUGGAGGCUUUAACUCAUACAGCAGCCGAACUCCCAGCAGGGCCUGUCCACGACUUGCUGGUGAAUGUUACGCAGAUUGGUCAUAGCGUUCCUGCAGUCGCGUCACAGCAUGCCCACGGACAUGCGCUAGACCCGAACGCGGCUUGGUUCGCCGCCAUCAGCAUUGUUGCAAAAGAGUGGCUCUACAGAGCUACCAAGAAAGUUGCAGACCAGGAACGUAGUCCAGUCCUUUUCGCGAACGCGAUUCAUCACCGGAGUGAUGCGUAUUCCAGUAUGGUCGCUCUGGUAGCCAUUCUUGGAACAUGGUACUUCCCUCACCUACCUUUGGAUCCACUAGGCGGUCUACUAGUCUCGUUCUUGAUCAUCCAACAAGGCUGGGGUCUCACCCUCACUGCGUUGCAGCAACUUACAGACGCGGGUGUUUCUGCCAAAACACGAGAAUCUCUAUACCGGACACUCCAGCCCCUUCUCCCCUCCUCUCCUCAUGCCGAUACCCCUUCCAGUGGGCAAAGAGAAUGGCACACAGAAAACCUUCUUGCUGUCAAAGAUCUCCGGGCUAUGCGUGCUGGAGCCCUAAUGUUUGUGGAUCUGGUAGCGGAGGUGCCGAACACUCUUACAGUGGAACAGACCAGUGCGUUGGAAGAGCAGAUCGUGAGGGCGUUGAAGAAGGAAAGGAAGGAGAUCUCAGAAGUGAGGAUCAAGUUUAUGCCUGUUCCGAGGGAUCCUUUGGUUUGAGCUCUGAAGGGCGCUUUGAGUAAGGAGGGAGCAUAUAUAUGUAUGUCUGUAUGUAUUCGUAGCUAUCGGAAUUUAUACACCAGAUCGGAAUAGUGUACAACGGAAACUUGUUCGAUGAGAAGAUGUAGUCCAUGAGUAUGUUUUAAGCACCCUUAAGACCUAGUUUCCCGGUUUCC